UUAUAGCCAAUGUUUUGUAUAUAUAUAAUGUAUUUCUCUUUUAUAUACAUUUGUGGUUGUGUGUUUCAUAUGUCAAAAUUUAUUAGGUAAACCUUUUUUAACCAUCGGCAGUGAAUUACUUACUGUAAUUACAACCAACACAAACUACUGGAAGACUUAAAUCAUAUUACAAACGUUUCAUUUUUUAAAAUUUGACUGUCAACAAUAUUCCAUUUUCAUACAUGCGGAACAGCAGCGUCUAUGAAUAUAUAACCGAAGCUGAAGAGGGCGCUUUUUCAGCAAACAACAGCAUUAUAGUAGUAGAAGAAGAAACACGCGCAUGCGCAUAACCAAAGGAGCGGCCUAUUUUCAAAUGGAACGGCGGGCAGCAUUUGAGCAACGUUAGCAAGAAGAACAAAACGACGAGUUUUUGUUUGUAAGUGAAAAAUAAAUAAUUAAGUAAAAGACGUUAAAGCAACGUACACAAUGACUAGCACAUUGAAAGGCAUUACUCUUAAAGGAAGCGCGGAGCUUGUGGCUGACUUCUUUUCUUUUGGCAUCAACAGCAUCUUGUACCAGCGUGGGAUCUAUCCUCCGGAGAAAUUCACCAGAGUCAGUCAGUAUGACAUGAGCCUGCAGGUCACCUCGGAUCCUGACCUCAAGAAGUAUCUUGACAGUGUGGUGUCACAGCUUAAAGAGUGGCUACUCAACUGUACAGUGCAGAAGCUGGUCUUGGUGGUCACGUGUCUGGAAACGGACGAGGUCUUGGAGCGCUGGCAGUUUGACAUCGAGUGCGACAAGUCGGUCACUGAGUGCAGUGCCCCCAGAGAGAAGCCCAUUCAAGCCAUCCAGGGCGAAAUCCGCUCCGUCCUCCGACAGAUCACCGCCUCUGUGACCUUCCUGCCCUUGUUGGAGACGCCGUGUGGCUUUAACCUCCUGAUCUACACCGACAAAGACCUGGCCAUUCCCGAAAAAUGGGAGGAGUCCAGCCCGUAUCACAUCCGCGAACCAGAAGAGGUUCGCCUACGUUCCUUCACCACCACCAUCCACAAAGUCUGCAGUCUGGUGACUUACAAGAAGACGGGCCCGUUUUAAACGCUGGAGGUGGGCAAGAACACAAACUUGAGGAACCUACAAACAACCAUGAAACAAUAAUAAACCUUAUUUUUUUGCUAUA
Molecule: messenger RNA, 1156 nt
Organism: Corythoichthys intestinalis (scribbled pipefish)
Lineage: Eukaryota; Metazoa; Chordata; Actinopteri; Syngnathiformes; Syngnathidae
Gene: mad2l1
Product: MAD2 mitotic arrest deficient-like 1 (yeast)
Exons: 5
Coding region: 466-1074 (202 amino acids)
Biological process (GO): mitotic spindle assembly checkpoint signaling
Cellular component (GO): kinetochore; cytoplasm; nucleoplasm
Source: RefSeq, a predicted model, not a curated record